Messenger RNA from Bombina bombina (fire-bellied toad), 902 nucleotides. RefSeq names its product brain-specific angiogenesis inhibitor 1-associated protein 2-like protein 2. Gene Ontology annotation, biological process: positive regulation of actin filament polymerization; actin filament bundle assembly; actin crosslink formation. Lineage: Eukaryota; Metazoa; Chordata; Amphibia; Anura; Bombinatoridae. The annotation marks the transcript as partial. The transcript is spliced from 8 exons. The record is from RefSeq and is a predicted model, not a curated record. Gene Ontology annotation, cellular component: cytosol; nucleoplasm. Gene Ontology annotation, molecular function: protein binding.
GAGGACAAAAUAAAUAAUGAAAGUCAGCUGCUGAUCCAGAUGGCCGACAGUUGUAGAACUGCAAGCGCUGGGCUGGAUUUAGUGUUCCAGACAUUACACACUGAUAUUCUACAACAGAUGGACAAGAACACCAAGUUAGACAUGCAGUUUAUACACGACAGUCAGAACCGCUAUGAAAUGGAAUAUCGUCACCGAGCCGCUACUCUGGACAAGUGCAUGUCAGAGGUCUGGAAGAUGGAGCGGCAGAGAGACCGUAACCUGAGGGACAUGAAGGAGAACGUUAAUAUGCUGCACUCAGACAUGUUGUCCUUUGUCCGGGAGAGUCAGCGUGCAGCAGAACUGGAAGAGAAGCGCAGAUACCGCUUCCUCGCAGAGAAACACUGGCUGCUGUGUAGCACUUUCUUGCAGUACCAUAACCGGGCUCAGGGGGUGCUACAGACUCGACUGCCCGCAUGGAAGGAGCAGGUUGAGACCAGCAGAACACAGGCUGGACCAGUACCUCAGGCACAGAACUACAACAGAGCAAGCGUUAACGCACGAGACUCCAUGCAAAUGGCACCGAGACCCCUGGGAGAGGUACCUAUAAUGAGUCGCACAGCAAGUCCUGCAGAAAAUGCAGAACAUUCGGAUUUUGCUAAAAGAGGACUACCAAGGACACCAUCAUCCGGUUCCCUAAACAGCAUUCAGCUCCGCACUCGCUCCAGUUCCUUUGGGGAGGUGGCUGUGGCUGCUGUGGCAGCUGCUGCAUCUAGUCCAGGAACUAGAAGAGUUCAGGCUAUCGUAGAUCAUAACCCAGGAGGAAAUCGCACACUUCUCCAGUUUUCCAAAGGUGCUGUCAUUACCGUGCUGGUCCCCGAAGCCCGGAAUGGCUGGCUGUAUGGCAAGCUGGAGAAUCAAUCCAC